AGCUUCAAUGUCUUAUAAACCACCUUAAAAAGUAGCUUAUAAACUUGGAAGCAAGGUGCGCUGAAAGAGAAGAGGAUGCCGCCAUGGAAGCAAGGUGCGCUGAAAGAGGAGAAUAGGAUGCCGCUGUGGAAAAACGGUGCUCGUGAGAAAACUGAGAGAGGACAGGACACAUGGAUAGUAAACAGUAUGAAGCCCGAAUAUUUUAUACCAGGGUUAGUCAUAGGGUUCCUUCUGGGUUUACUUGUUGAAUUCCCCAAGAGUUUUGUAAGGGGUUCAAGUAAAACUCACGAUUCUUCCAAAGCCAAGAACCAAAACUCUGAAGGGGAACUUAAAAUGGUGUUAGUAGUUCGGCAAGACUUGAAGAUGGGAAGUGGGAAAAUAGCCUCACAGUGUGCACAUGCUGCUACAGGCAUUUAUGGAGAACUCAUGAGAAGCCAACGAUCUCUUUUGAACAAGUGGGAGCAAGCUGGACAGCCCAAAAUAGUUGUCACAUGUAAAAAUCAACAAGAAAUGAACAAUCUAAGAGCAGCAGCAGAGAAAAUAGGCUUACCUACCUUUACUGUUGCUGAUGCUGGACGCACUCAGGUUUCUGCAGGGUCAAGAACUGUUCUGGCCAUUGGACCAGGAGCAAAGACUCUAGUGGAUUCUGUCACUGGAAGGUUACGACUUCUUUGAAGGUUGAUCAAUCAUAAAUUCCAAAGCAAUUUUUGCUAAUUUUUCGGUACCUUUUUAUUUUAAAAUUAUACGAGCCAUUCAUCUAAUUUAAUUUAUUCUUUUGUGUUUUUCUACAUUUUUAGGCUUUUUCCAAUUUUUUUUUUUGGUGUUUCUUAAAAAUUGGUUGCAUAAGGCUUAAUAUAUUGUAGAAAGUAUUUCCCAUCUUUCUAAAUAUUCAAAUAAAUUUUAUCCAUGAUGUUCUACAGUAUGAAUCAAUGGAGUGGAACACAUUAUGAGUUACUCAAAAUGCUAAAUGCUUCUAUCAUUAAAGAGAUUGGACGCGUUACAUAAAUAAGUGUAAGAUGGCAUAUAAAUGAAUUUAUUUUUUGACU
Molecule: messenger RNA, 1046 nt
Organism: Cryptomeria japonica (Japanese cedar)
Lineage: Eukaryota; Viridiplantae; Streptophyta; Pinopsida; Cupressales; Cupressaceae
Exons: 8
Coding region: 76-675 (199 amino acids)
Cellular component (GO): cytosol; mitochondrion
Molecular function (GO): peptidyl-tRNA hydrolase activity
Source: RefSeq, a predicted model, not a curated record